UCUGGGGACAUUACACACACACUCAUUUCCUGCAGACUUAUGGGGUUUGUUGGUUUUGCAUAAGGUUUUCUCAAGCCUAACUUUUGUUUCAGUAAACCACUGAAACAAAAGUUACCGGAAACACUGACCACAAUUAACUGGUUUAGAUGUCCCCUAAGGUCCAUGACACACGCACGCACGCACACACACACACACACACACACACACACACACACAGUCACAGGGAGGGAGGAUCUCCGCGCGCUCUCUUUUUCAUCACUUCUCUGUGUGUCGGUCACCGGAUCCUCGUGCGUCGCGGGACUCGUGCUGGAAGAUAAACCGGAGCUCCACGCGCGUGUGGAAGGUUAACGGCGCGAGGAUCAACAGGAGGUUUUAACUCGCCGGGAGAGGAGAGGAGUCACCGGACACUUCUGAGACAAACCUCCGCUCUCUCCGUCAUGUCGGCCCGGUGCUGACUCCACAUCUGCUCGGUACCGAUCCGGAUCCACCGUUUGACCCGGGAUAUCUGCGCUGUGAACGUUUGUCCUCCAUCAUGUAUCCCUCCGCUGUCGGUGUGUGUGCGCGCUGCAGCCUGUUCCUGGUCCUGGUUCAGGUCCUGGUCCAGUUCCUGGUGCUGGUCUGUCCUGCUGCAGGAUACAGUCUGGAUCAGGAGCACAGUUUGGAGUUCAGUGGUCCCUCCUCCUCCAUGUUUGGAUACUCAGUCCUGCUGCAUCGCCACAAAACUCACAAAUGGUUAGUGGUUGGAGCUCCAGUAGCAAACUCAUCCUCCAAUCCGACGGUUCAAUCUCCAGGAGCCAUUUUCCGCUGCAACAUCACUGCAGAGACGCAGCACUGCCAACACAUGCAUGCCGAUGUGUCGAAAUGUGGGAAGACGUGUGAAGCAGAAAGUGAUCACCAGUGGCUGGGAGUCAGUCUGUCCAGACAACCCGGAGACAAUGGAGGACACAUCCUGGCGUGUGGUCACCGCUGGAAGAACGUCUUCUACUCAAAGAAGGACAGUCAGAACAACAAGCUGCCAAACGGAGUGUGUUAUCGCUAUGGCAGCGACCUGAGACAUGGUCAGCCCAUGAUCCCCUGCUACAGAGACCACCAGAGGAAGUUCGGGGAGGAUUACGGGUCAUGUCAGGCUGGUAUCUCGAAUUUCCUGACAGAGGAUCUGAUCAUCAUGGGGGCUCCAGGGACGUCUUAUUGGACGGGUUCAGUUCUGGUCUUCAACACGUCCAGUCGAGGGAUGUCAGUGUACCUCGAUGAUGAAGCUGGAACAGUCAGCUUCGGAAGCUACCUGGGUUACGCUGUUGGAGCUGGUCACUUCCUGAGUCCUGCUACACUGGAGGUGGUGGGUGGAGCUCCGCAAUAUAACCAGAGAGGAAAGGUCUUCAUCCUCACCGUAGACAACAGUUUGCUGCGGGUCAUCUCUAACGUGUCUGGAAAAGAGCUGGGAUCAUACUUUGGCUCCAGUUUGUGUGCGGUGGAUCUGAACGCUGAUGGUUUGUCAGAUCUAUUGGUCGGCGCUCCCUUGGCAACUGGGGCCGCCAGGGAGGAGGGACGAGUGCAUGUGUACAUAAACCAGGGGCAGGCGAAUAUGUUGGAGGCGGAGUUUCAGCUGACUGGCAGUGAUGCCUAUGCCGCUCGGUUUGGAGAGACCAUCGCUGACCUUGGAGACCUGGAUGACGAUGGUUACCAUGAUGUGGCAAUCGGUGCCCCACAUGAAGACGACCUGAAAGGAGCUGUCUACAUCUAUAAUGGCAGAAAGGAGGGAAUCUCACCAACUCCAUCUCAGAGAAUUACUGGAUCCACCCUGGGUCGCGACCUCAGGAUGUUCGGCCAGUCGCUCAGCUCUGGCAUUGACAUCGAUGAUAAUGGCUACCAGGAUGUGGCGGUCGGUGCAUUCCUCUCGGACGCAGCUGUGGUUCUCAGGACCCGUCCAGUGAUUCAGGUGAAGGCGUCUCUGACUCUGCCUGAGCAGAUUGACCAGCAGGUGGCGCUGUGCAGAGAACACAACACUCCAACUGUCUGCUUCAAUGUCACCGUCUGCUUCAGUGUCUGGUCCCGACAUUUCAGAGGAGCCAUAGAUCUUCAGUAUAAUUUGACCUCUGACCUCCUCCAUAAACCAUCCUUCCCUCAUCGUUUCGAUUUCCAUGGUAACGGGUCGUCCAACAGCACUAGGGGUCAUGUGAAAGCCCGACACGGCCAGCUUACGUGUACAACACACGUGGCAUUCCAAAGGAAAGACGUGAGGGACAUUUUCACUCCGGUCCAGUUCGAAGUUUCCUAUGGUCUCAGAGAAACAAGCACCCACAAAGCCUCCUCCAGAACCUUCCCUCCGUUAAAACCCAUCCUGCAGCAGGGCACAGGACACCAGAACACCAUCACCAACCAGACUCAGUUUGCUCGUUCCUGUUCUCUGGUGAACUGUUCGACCAACAUGCAGCUGUCGGCCGUACUAGUGCUGCCCCAUCAGCAGCAGUACUUCGCUCUCGGCUCUGGACAGACCAUCAUGUUGAAAACCUCGAUGGUGAACUCUGGAGACGACGCCUUCCUGCCACGACUGAUGCUGUAUUUCCCAAACAACAUCCACUACAUUAAAGUUCUGCAGAACCAGGACAACCUGGUCAGCUGUGAUGUCACACAGGAAAUCAACAGUACAAUGGUGCUGGUCGACUGCAGCGUCACCAGCCUCCUGCUCCCAGCACAAAGCCAGCUAAAUAUCAACUUCCUGUUGGACGUGAACCAGAACAGCACGCCCGGUGAUAUCGACAUCCAUGUCAACACCAGCAGUGAUAACUAUGAGAGGGCGGAGUAUCUCCAUGACAACUCCCUCAGCCUCCUCCUUCCUCUUAAAUAUGGAGUCAACAUCAACAUCCACGGCUUUGUGACUCCCACAUCUUUUGUGUUUGGAGAUGAAGACUUGACUCCAGUCGACUGCUACGCUGAAACUUUCAACUACACAUACAAGGUUUUAAACUCUGGACCCAGCAGGUCAAUAGAUACCGUGGUUGAGAUUGCAUUACCGAAGAUUCUCACACCGUACCGACACAGACUGCUGCAGGUGAUCGACUGGCAGUCGUCUCAUGGCGUGUGUUCCAUCAGUGACACGACUGUUUCAGUCAUCGAGGACUGUGACGUUCCUCAAGCUUCUUUCAUCAAACAACUCAUCUUCUUCUUCUCCUCCAUCUCCACCCGCAGACUGUUUUGUGGCCGUGGUGAUGAGCUGUGUGAGCGACUGGUGUGUCGUCUUGGUAACCUGGAGGCAGGAAGAGAUGCCACAAUCCAACUGGAGACAAGACUGAACCCUGCUGUGCUGCUGCAAGCUCCGGGUCGUCAUGGUAUCAUGAGGUUGGAAAGCACAGCGAUGAUGUCAUCUCCCAGAGAAGAUCCUCACACCAUCCUCAUCCAGAAACAACCUGCAGUACAGGUGGUGGUUGAAGCUCUUUUUACCCAGAAACCCACGACGACAGUGAAGGUCUUCAUCAUCGUGGUCAGUUUAGUUUUGGGUCUGAUGAUACUGGCUGCUCUCAUCUGGUGUCUGUGGAAGGCUGGUUUCUUUAAGAGGAACCUGCACAAGAAGGAGGAGGAGUUCAGGAGACACAGCUGGGACUACGUUCCCAAGAGCAACGAAAGAGAGAGCUUUUCAUAACCCCAGCUAUCGUGACCUUUGACCUCUGACUGUUGGGUGGGGCUCACAUUGUGACUGUGGGACAUCAACAGCCAAUGAAAUGUGUCCGGACUGCGUGAGAAGUGUGAAGUCAGAGCCAGCUGAUGGAGGCAGAUGACGAACACGUCUCACGUGAACGCUUCCUGACGUCUGACUGUGACCUUUAAAUUAUUUUGCCUUUAAAAAAAAGACUUGUUUAAAUAGAGGAUUAUUGAAAAAGGGAAGUGAAGCUGCAACAUUCAAAACUGGACCAGUUACAGGAUCGUUACUUGUGAGUGUAACACCGUCAUCGAUGGCCUCCAUUUUGACUCAGUUACGUGGAAACGGACCAAAGGACACUUCCUUUACUCUCAGGGGAUUGAAGCGUGGCCUCUGAUUGGCUCAUAACUCUCUGGAAGGGCCUCACUUUCUACACAGUAUUUGUAUUCAACUGCUGACCAACGCAUGAUGUCGUCCAGACAGAGGACAUCAUUGUCGGCUAUUGAAUAUUUUUAGACCUUUAUUAGACAGAGACAGAGAAGAGAAGUGAGUGAGAGGACGGAGGGGAAGGACAUGCUCCGGUCGAACUGAGGACUCCUCCACGUAGAUGCAGUCAAACCAUUCAGAUCUCAGGCUGCAGAUUUAACAGGCAGUAAAAAACAGAACUUGUGGCAUUUGUUUGUUAUAGUUUCUUGUCGCAGCAGCACCUUAACUAAAAUGUCACAUUCAGUGGAUUUCCUUAUGCAAAUUCAUGUUUAGAAGAUGAGAAUUUGUAGCGUUGAACAACAGUGAUCCUUCCUUACACUGCUGGCCUUUCAGGGAGUAGUUGGCUGAACUGAAUCUUAUAAGUUGUGUUGCACCACAUGUUUUUUUAUUUAACCCCUUUUGAUAGAGCUUUGCUCAAAAGUGAGCUGCAGAAAAUCAUGAGACAGAGCUUGACGGCCUUAAUACAUCUUUUUCCUCCUUAGUGGACCAUCGAGAUGAUUACUGACAGUUGGGGCUUUUUUCCCCUUUAUUAAUAGAAAAUAGUAAGAAGCUCAGACAGCGAGUUGUUGCUGGCUGGUUUCCAUUUGGCUGACUUGGCUCCUCACGUUUCAUAUGACCAGAGAUACACAGCACUGGGUGUCAGGGAAAACUGAAAGAGCCGAUUGGACACGAGGAAACAACGAUAACAGCUGUAAAUUAUCUGAAUAAAAUCUAUAGUUGUAUCUAAUUUGUAAAAGUACAGUUACAUCUGACAUCUUUUUGACCCUGAGGAUAUUUUAGGAUUAAUAAUACUAAUCACAUUUUUCCUUCGUGAGCCAAGUUGCACUUAAAACAUAAAAUAGAAAAAUAAAAACAUUUGGUUUUAUAUUCUACAUACACAAUAUUUUUCAUUCUAUGGUUAAACAGCUGUCGUUCCUGUUUCCACAGAUAUUCUACCUAAUGUAAUAUAGUUGAUAUUAAAUUAUUAAUAUUAUUAUUAAUGGUUUAAUGUUUCCAUAAAAGCCCCAAAUGAUCAGUAAGAUGAAAAUUAAAGUGGCGUAACGGUCCUUUAUAAAAAUGUAUAGGAUAAAGGAUAUGGCUGGUUGUGUACAUCGACAGGAACCUGCUCUAUUUCCAGGUCAGAGGAUGAAAGAUGGGAGAAAACAUUCUUAGCGGAAUGGAAAACACAAAACCCCCCAAAAAGUCUUGUUAGGAUCAGGGGGUGAAUUUCUGCUUCCAGUCUCUGGUGUAUACGAGCCUUAACGCCGUCAGACUGAUUUCACUGUUGUAACUUUCCACUGACUGAUCAAUUCAGGGAAAUAAUCCUGUGCCAAAAAAACCUGAGAACAAUGUACGGCCGGCUGGGACUGAAGCGAGAAUGAUUGUCUGUUUCCUUUACGCAAACCUUCGAGAAACAUAUCAAGUGACAUCCAGUCCAGCUUGAAUACUUUUUGCUGUUUGACUUCAGUGACAUGUUUUUAUCUUCUUUAUUUGCUGAGUGUCUCUACAUGCCCACAUGACUGGGAGAUCGAUAAUAAUACAUUUAUUUAUUAAGCGAUUUUUAAGGUGCUCUGAUAUUCUUCAGACGACACAUCAGUGAAAAAAGAACUGAGAGAGGCGGGUGAUGUCAGAAGAGGUGGUUCAGGUAAACUGUGGUGUCUUGGUUUACACCCUGGUUUGUAAAAAACGUCUUAAUUGAACCAGUGACAGAGCAACACAUUGAGCCACAGGAUUAAAUCCUAGACGACUACUUGUAAAUCGGCUUUUAACAAAUGUUUGACUUAUUAAAAGUAUUAAAACGUUUGUUUUAACUGUCUGUGCUCUGUGAAUACAGACGGUUAAAACAGGUGCUUCCUCCCUUCUCUUUAUCUGCUCAGUACAAAAGCACAUCACACAGAAAUGUCUUUAAUGUUUUAAUAUUGUGUUUUUGUUUAUGUCAAGUUGUUCUGCACUGGAGAGUCUCACUGUUUUUAUCAACACAUCUAUUAAAAAUAAAAAAAGUUUUUCUAUUUAAGCAA
Messenger RNA from Hippoglossus stenolepis (Pacific halibut), 6117 nucleotides. It is a transcript of the gene itga4, whose product is annotated as integrin alpha 4. Lineage: Eukaryota; Metazoa; Chordata; Actinopteri; Pleuronectiformes; Pleuronectidae. Gene Ontology annotation, cellular component: integrin complex; external side of plasma membrane. Gene Ontology annotation, molecular function: integrin binding. The transcript has 30 exons. Bases 533 to 3637 code for a protein of 1034 amino acids. The record is from RefSeq and is a predicted model, not a curated record. Gene Ontology annotation, biological process: cell-matrix adhesion; cell-cell adhesion; cell adhesion mediated by integrin.